GAUUUUCUGGAGGGUGUUUUUUCUUACACGCGUGUUCGUGGUCGGGAUCCAUCCCCUUUCUCGGUGUGUGGGCUGAAGACUCGUGGGGAGCAAACCAAAGAAUUGGUCCUAUUUAUUCACUCAUUCAACAUCAGCCCAGAGAUCAGACAGCCACAGCUGGAAGGAAAGAUGGGGAAAGAUUUGAGCCUUUGCUUGCAGUUGCUUUCCCUGCUGAUGUGUCAGGUUCACGGGAGCCACACAAGAUUACCAAGUCAUCCAGGUUUCAAGGUGUUGGCAUCAGCAUCACAUUACUGGCCCCUGGACAGCGUGGAGGGAAUCGAUGAGCUCAGAGACCCCAUCGGAGACCGAGCAGGUCAUGUCAAUGGCAGUAACAUAACCUUCCGAAUCCACAACUUCACUGUGCUUCCCUCCUGUCAGUCUUCCUCUGUCUGUGCAAAUGAUUCUGCCUACUCUAAUCUCUCUGCAACUGUAGAUAUCGUCGAGGGGGUAGUGAAUACGGACAUUUAUCUCAGCAGUGACUCUGGCACUACCUUGCUCCUCUUCGGUAGUUACACCAAUUCCUCCUGCGGCAGCGAUCUCACCCUGUGCAAUACCGCAGGCAUCACCAUUUCGUUUUUCUGGAAGAAUGUAAGCAAUCAUUCCCGGUUUGUCAUGGCUUCGGGAGGCAAGAUACGGUACAGUGGAUUCUCCAUCCAUGCAAAUGUUUACGGGGGAUAUAUAAAGUUUUACACUCAUACGGCCAUCGAAAGUUGGAGAGCCACGAUCAAUUCGCCAGGUCCUGACUGGACACACAUCCUCUUCACGUGGAGCCCCGCAGAUGGCCUGAAGGUUUACGUCAAUGGGACCUUCAGGACCAGCGGAGUUUAUGGGAACGCAACUCCGAAUUAUGGAGAGAACCUGGUGACCAGCAGCGAGAGUGGUCAGUCCUACGGUCAGCAAGUGAGCGGCUCUUUCGAUGAGUUCGUGAUUUGGGAGCGAGUGUUGUCGGCGCAGGACAUCGCACUCUAUUACCAGGCGACCACAGGGCAGCCUGUUGGCAUGAUUGAGGACCGUUCCUCCUGGGGUCAGAAUUCCACCAGCCGUCCGAUCGUUUCCACUGCUGCCUCUCCUGCACCUGGGACCCACAGACAGGAAGAGUCCCGGAAACUUCAACAUCAAGGCCCCUCAUUCAGCUUCCUCGAGUCCUUCUCAGUGAAUCUGCCCCAAAAGACCCUGGAGCUUCCAAUAGCUUCCAAUCUGACUGAGAACUUUCUGAAGAUGGUGCACGAGUUCCUUGCUGUGCCAAAUUGGGAUGAAUCUUACGGGGCUGCAGCCAUAGUGGGCGAUUUGCUUCGGACGGUGGACAAAGUCAUGCUUCACGUGGCGAAAAACCUGGAGGGGAAUCUGAACGGGCCGGUCAGCAUUGAGGGCAGCUCCCCCGCGGCUGAUUACUCACUGGUCAAAGUGCCCAGCGGUGUCAGUCUGAACAAAUAUCGUUUCCCUACUCACGGGAAGAAUUAUAUUUCCAUCCCCGGUGAAGCUUUUCAUACUAAAUCACAAAUCAUCAUCGUGGGGUUGCUGUAUCACACCAUGCACCAGUACUACCAGAGAAUCAGCCCGUUCCACACCAAGAUCAAAGAGGCGACUCCGCACAAAGACCUUCAGAUGACAGUGACGAGUUACAUCAUCUCUCUGAAGAUGGAACCAGGCCCGUCUCUCUCCCAGAACCUGUCCGGCUCGCCACUAAUCACCAUCGUUCUCAAGCACGUGAUGACGCAAGAACAGUAUAGCUAUGCCGUGAACAUCAGCAACCAGGCCCAUCUCUGGUGUGCGUUCCUGGAUUUCAGCUCGGGGGCAGCGGUUUGGUCCAACGAAGGCUGUGCUCGUAUCGGAGGGAACAUCUCGUACUCUGUCUGCCUCUGCAAUCAUCUGACCAACUUUGCCAUCCUGAUGCAGGUGGUCCCACUGCAGAUGGGCCGCGGCCACCAGGUGGCACUCUCCGCCAUCACCUACGUGGGCUGCUCCAUCUCCAUCGUCUGCUUGUGCGUCACACUCAUCACCUUUGCCAUCCUAUCGUCCGUGAGCACAAUACGGAACCAACGCUACCACAUCCACGGCAACCUGGCCUUCGCCAUCCUCGUGGCCCAGCUUCUGCUGCUCGUCAGCUUCCGAUUCUACCCGGGCACGCUGCCUUGCACGACCCUGGCAAUCCUGCUCCAUUUCUUCUUCCUGAGUGCCUUCUCUUGGAUGCUGGUGGAAGGGUUGCACCUCUACAGCAUGGUGGUCAAAGUGUUCGGAUCAGAGGAAAGCAAACACCUGUGUUACUAUGGGAUAGGUUGGGGUUCCCCAUUGGUGAUCUGCGUUGUGUCUGUUACAUCAGCCUUUGCCAGUUAUGGUAAAGAGGACAACUGCUGGCUAUCGCUGGAGAGAGGAGCCAUCUGGGCAUUUGUGGCCCCUGCACUGUUUGUCAUUCUGGUGAACAUCGGCAUCCUGAUCGCAGUGACGCGAAUCAUAUCCAGAAUCAGUUCUGAUAACUACAAGAUGCACGGAGAUGCCAAUGCAUUCAAGCUGACAGCGAAAGCUGUUGCUGUCCUACUUCCAAUCUUGGGAAUAUCCUGGGCGUUUGGAGUGCUGGCGAUUAAUAAACACACUCUAAUAUUCCAGUAUAUGUUUGCAUUAUUCAACUCCCUACAGGGAUUUUUUAUUUUUCUUUUCCACUGCCUUCUGAAUUCAGAGGUCCGAGCUGCUUUUAAGCACAAAACGAAGGUCUGGACUCUCAACAGCAGUUCAAUCCGAAAUGCGAAUGUCAAACCUUUCAACUCGGAUAUCGUAAAUGGCGAUCGAGCUGGGUCAACACCUACCAAACUAAACAGCUGGGAGAAGAGCACCAACUCAGCCAAUCCAAUGGGCCUGUCAGCUGUGUGACACCCAUCACAUCGCAUCAUGCAGGCAGGAGCUGGCUCUCAACGCCAUACUGCCAAACCAAUUCAUCAACACUGGGCAAGAGGCAGGAUUAGCUGCCACCAAAUGACUGGGACAGUUCCAGAUCAGUCGGCAGUACAACUCCUUUUCUGAUAAGAUUAUUUGAGGUAUUUAUUAUUGGCUUUACCACCUUACUGUGACGAUAGUGGAACAAGUGCCCCAAAUGAACUCCACCCAACCUGGGUCUGACUGUGAGACUGUCUGUCGGUGACUGUCUGUCUGUGACUGUCUGUCU
This is a messenger RNA of Callorhinchus milii (elephant shark), 3196 nucleotides long. RefSeq names its product adhesion G protein-coupled receptor D1 (gene adgrd1). Gene Ontology annotation, molecular function: G protein-coupled receptor activity. NCBI's taxonomy places the organism in Eukaryota, Metazoa, Chordata, Chondrichthyes, Chimaeriformes, Callorhinchidae. Gene Ontology annotation, cellular component: membrane. The transcript has 26 exons. Bases 169 to 2904 code for a protein of 911 amino acids. Gene Ontology annotation, biological process: cell surface receptor signaling pathway; adenylate cyclase-activating G protein-coupled receptor signaling pathway. The record is from RefSeq and is a predicted model, not a curated record.